CUGUAGUUUGCCCUUCCUCUUCCGGUCUCGGUGAAAACAGGUUCAAGAUGGUUCAACGCCUGACUUACCGUCGUAGGUUAUCCUACAACACCGCCUCCAACAAGACCAGACUGUCCCGGACUCCCGGUAACCGCAUCGUUUACUUGUACACCAAGAAAGUGGGCAAGGCUCCCAAGUCGGCAUGCGGCAUCUGCCCAGGAAGACUACGCGGAAUCCGUGCAGUCAGACCCCAGGUCCUGAUGAGGCUCUCCAAGACUAAGAAGCACGUCAGCAGAGCCUAUGGAGGAUCUAUGUGCGCGAAGUGUGUGCGCGACAGGAUCAAGCGUGCCUUCCUGAUUGAGGAGCAGAAGAUCGUUGUCAAGGUGCUGAAGGCUCAGGCACAGAGCCAGAAAUCUAAGUAAAUGUGUAUUUGUACUGCGACAAUAAAAGACAUGGAAAUA
Molecule: messenger RNA, 440 nt
Organism: Hypomesus transpacificus
Lineage: Eukaryota; Metazoa; Chordata; Actinopteri; Osmeriformes; Osmeridae
Gene: rpl34
Product: ribosomal protein L34
Exons: 5
Coding region: 48-401 (117 amino acids)
Biological process (GO): translation
Cellular component (GO): ribosome
Molecular function (GO): structural constituent of ribosome
Source: RefSeq, a predicted model, not a curated record